CAUAAUUAGUGAUUUUUUGUGUUAAUUUCUUCAUAUUUACGAAUUUUUAAAACCCAUGAACAUUUAAUAAAUCCACAAUCUUUUUCUAUUUCACGAACUUAUUCAAAACAGCAGCUCAGCCGGGAAAAAUCCGAAAAGCAAGCAAUGCGAGUUGAUCGAGCGAACAAACGAAGCUAAGCCGGAGCGAGGGAGCGAAGCCAGAGUGGGCCGUCCCAUGAAGUGGGCGCCAGUUGCUUAAGGCGCCACUUCGGAAGGAGGCUUUGCCAUGUUGGGCGUACGUGACGUGUUGAUGUGAAUGAUUCAUGGUCCGAAUCGGAACCGCACUCACGCACCGCCUAUGUACAUACGCGUUAGCGUGUCCAUAAAUUUGGAGACGCGCGGCACGGUGCGUGUGCGUGCGCGGCAUACGGGUACCAUACCACCACUCACGCCGAACUCCUCUCUUCGCUUCUCGAUCGGCGAUACCCACACGACUCGCCGACUCGCCGACCAACCGAUGGCGGCACCAGAAGCGUCCGGCAGUGGCUCCCAGGCGGGGGCCGAGCGGCGCCUGAGGAUGAUGUGCAGCCACGGCGGCUGCUUCGCGCCCUGCGGCCCGCACGGCGCGGCCCGGUACGUCGGAGGCGAGACCCGCGUCCUCGCCGUGCCGCGCGGGGUCUCCUUCCGCGAGCUGGUCGCGAGGCUCGAGGAGAUGCUGGCCAGCGGCGGCCGCAAGAUCGUGACAGCGCUCCGGUACCGCCUCGCCGACGACGAGGAAGUGCUCGUGUCCGCCACCUGCGACGAGGAGCUCGCCCACUUGCGCGACGAGUACGAUCGCCUGCAGGCCACGCGGCCGUCGGCGACCUUCCGGGUGUUCUUCUCCGGCGUCCAGCGGCCCGCGGCGUCUGGGCGUCCCCCGCUGCACCCGGGGACGCUGCGGCGCGUGCAGAGCGACCCGUGCACGGCCGCGCGCGUCGCCGGUCCAGCGCCACCACUGAUGCGGCGCGUGCAGACCGCGCAGGACCUCGCCCGCUUCCAGCCGUGCUGCUACUACGACAAGCCCGGCCGUGGCCCCGAUCAGUACGCGCCGCCGAUGCGCCCACUGCUCUCCGCCAUGUCCAAGAACUCGCACGGUGCGAUCCGAGAAGGCCCGGAGCUGCUGUUGGCCAAGGCAGCGGCCGCGAAGGCGAGAAGCAGAUUUGGAGUAUAUGCUAAUUGGAGAGAAGAACCGGCUAUGGCAGAUAAGAACCGGAUCGGAGUGCUUUCUGGGAGCUGGAGUGAAAUUAGGGUUUAGCUCUUCACAAGAGAACACUAGGGCUGUCCUGUCACUGCUAUGUACUCUUACCAAAGAAAGAAAAGUUGUAAAACCAUGUAGUACAUGAUUUCCAAUGAAAUGUUUCAUGUCCAGGAUCAA
Aegilops tauschii subsp. strangulata is the source of this 1393-nucleotide messenger RNA. RefSeq lists its product as uncharacterized. NCBI's taxonomy places the organism in Eukaryota, Viridiplantae, Streptophyta, Magnoliopsida, Poales, Poaceae. Gene Ontology annotation, molecular function: protein binding. The record is from RefSeq and is a predicted model, not a curated record.